Asterias rubens (European starfish) is the source of this 801-nucleotide messenger RNA. Its product is annotated as ATP synthase subunit d, mitochondrial-like. Lineage: Eukaryota; Metazoa; Echinodermata; Asteroidea; Forcipulatida; Asteriidae. Bases 81 to 563 code for a protein of 160 amino acids. Gene Ontology annotation, molecular function: proton transmembrane transporter activity. Gene Ontology annotation, biological process: proton motive force-driven ATP synthesis. The transcript is spliced from 5 exons. The record is from RefSeq and is a predicted model, not a curated record.
CACCGGUCCUACACGACCACCAUUUUGUUUGCCGGUCAAAUUGUGAGAUAGUUCUAAAUUGCUUCUCCAAAAACUACAGAAUGGCAGCAAGGAGAGCCGGCCAAAAGGCCAUUGACUGGGCUGCUUUCAUCGAGAGAGUUCCGGCAAACCAGAAAUCUCAGUUUAAUGUUUUGAAAUCAAAGGCGGAGACUUUAAAAACAAGGCUAUCAAUGACACCAGAGCAACCUGCUGCUGUGGACUGGGCAAACUACAAGAAAACUGUUCCUGUUGCCGGACUCGUGGAUAAGUUCCAAAAGCAGUUUGAGUCGUUGAAGGUUCCUUUACCCGAGGACACAGCAUCAGCUAAGAUUGCAUCACAGGCUAAGGAAAUGGAUGUUAUGGCAGCAGAGUUCAAGAUAGGAUCAGACAAACGUAUUGCGGAGUUUCAGUCAGAGGUUGAGAAAUACAAGAGUAUGGUCCCAUAUGAGGACAUGACUGUAGAAGAAUACGAGGAGCUAUUCCCUGAGCUGGAAGAACGCAAGAAGAAGUAUCCAUGGUGGCCCCACUAUGCCGUCUGGGAAUAAAUCAUCAAUUAGACCACUCUCACAAACCACUUAGUAGAUGCAAUAAGAUGAUGCAAACAAUAUUGUAGUCUUCAUGAUACUUACUUCGUUAUUGUACCAGAUAUUGUGAAUUCUUGCUCAUAAAAAACACAUUCUCAUAUAUUCUUUGAAAGUGUUUGUUUAUAUGACUUGAGGCAUUGCAUGGUGAGGUAUCAAUAUAUAUUUGGUUUGCAGUAACACCAUGUGUGUAUCUACUUGC